AUGGCAGAUUCAAGAAAGUCAUCAAGGGAGAGGCAGCCCACGGAAAAAAUGGCCGCUCUUCAGGCCUCUGAAGAAUCAAAGACAGAGCGGAAGUUUUUCAAGAUGUAUGGCUCCCUUAAGGCCACAGUAAAGGCAGCUAGAACAAUCAUUAAGACAGAGACAGAAGAAGGUCCCAUCAAACAACAGAUAUCCAUACUGGAAGCUGGAGAGAGGGAAUUGAUGGAAACCUACGAGAUUUUGAGGAGACACAAGGUCCCCAUAAGAGAGGCCACCACGAGGAUGGACCGUGCCAACGCAAUGGUCAGAGAUAGCCUCAACGCCUUGGAAGAAGUUCUGGGAUCCCUAGAAGGUCCUUUUGACGCCGAGGAUCGGAAGCAGAUAGCGAAAGAAUUCUUGAAACAAGAAUAUGCUUCAUCGGUCUUCAGCUCAAUUUUAAGCGAAAUGGACCAAGGGGUUGAAACCAGCCAACUGCGUGGAGCCACACCAGUAAUUGACAUUGAUAGCAAUCCUGGACAGCCUGUAGAAUCUCGUAACACACCAUCACUUCUUCCUCAAGACAAAAUGUACCCAGGAGUUGGAGUAAACCAACCACCUGAAGGUAUUCAAGGGCAGUCAGCAGAAUUUCCUGCCAAGACGUCAUCUCCUUCCUUUCAAGAUGAGAUGGGCCCAGAGUUUAGAGUAGGCCAGCUACAUGAUAGUCUACCUGAUUCGCAUGUGGAACCUCGUGACAAGACACCACUACAGCCGCCUCAGACAACGUCGGUUGACGUCCAGGGCUUAUGUAAGGCUUUAGCAGACAACAUGUACCACACAAGACUUCCGAUGCCAGUGCCACGCACCUUUAGUGGGGAUCCGCUCGAGUUUGUAGAGUUCGACAAAGGUUUCAAGACUUUGAUCGAAAACCGUGGCAUACCACCAACAGAGAUGCUGUAUUAUCUGAAGCAGUACCUGACUGGUCCGGCAAGGGAGGCCGUGGAAGGUUUCUUUUUCGGGGACUCCAAAGAGGCAUAUGAUGGGGCAUGGAGGCGCCUUCGACAGAGGUAUGGUCAUCCUUUUAAUAUCCAACAAGCAUUCCGGAAGAAGCUAAGUGCUUGGCCGAAGAUAGCCUCCAAAGAUGCCAUAGGUCUUCAGAAGUUUGCGGACUACUUAAAGUCUUGUGAUGAUGCUAUGCCAUAUGUCACUGGCCUCCAGGUGCUAAACGACUGCUAUGAGAAUCAAAAGAUGAUAGCCAAACUUCCAGACUGGCUGAUUAGUAGCUGGAAUAGGGUGGUAUCAAAUGAGUUGGAAGGCGGCAGCUAUCCUUCAUUUUCUAAGUUUGUGAAAUUUGUUGCUAAGGAGGCAAGGAUAGCCAACAAUCCCAUUUCUUCUCUAGGUGCCCUGAAAUCUGAGGACUCUCAAAGAGAAUCAAGUCCCAAGACCUUCAAGAUCAAGCGAGAAGCAAGAAAUAAAGGAUCUGCUUUGGCUGUCAACACCAAGGAAAGUGCCAAAGGCAAGAACAUCCCAAACCAAGUCAAGAAGGCUCCAAAACCUUGCUGCCUGUGUAGUGAAACUGGACACAAGUCCGAGGACUGUGACAAGUUUUUGGCCAAGCCACUUUCUGAACGCAGGAAGUUUGUUCAAGAAAAUCAUGUAUGCUUUGGUUGCUUACAGAAGGGGCAUUUUUCUAAGGCAUGUAAACAAAGGCUGAAGUGUAGUACAUGUGGUAAGCGCCAUCCCACGGCUCUUCAUGAGGAAAACCCUACGAUAAGAGAGGACAAUGCACACAAGAGUGAAGGAGCUUCUACGGACAGGGCUACGUCUUGCCAAGUCCGUUCUGGAAAACAAGCUAGCACUUCGAUGAUUGUACCAGUGUGGGUCGCGGCAGAACAAGCACCAUCGUCAGAGAUUCUGACUUACGCCCUCCUGGAUACCCAGAGUGAUUCAUCGUUCAUUCUAGAUGAAGUAGCGCAAGCCCUGAAUGCUAAGCAGCAACCCAUACGCUUAAAGUUAUCUACUAUGACUUCGUCAUCGAACAUUGAUUGCAGCGUGACCUCAAGUAUCUUAGUUAGAGGUAUGAUGUCGCCCUCCCAGCUCAAGAUAGGAAAAUGCUAUACGCGUGACUUCAUACCGACUGAUAGAGAACACAUCCCAAGCAGAAGUACUGCUGAAAAGUGGACUCAUCUCCAAGAUGUUGCAAGAGAGAUGCCAGCACUUCAGAGAUGCGAAGUCGGCCUACUGAUAGGCUAUAAUUGCCCAAGAGCUCUGACACCAAGACAAGUAGUUACUGGUAGCGAUGUAGAACCAUUUGCUGUUCGAACUGACCUCGGCUGGAGUAUUGUUGGCUUUGCCGAAGAAGAGAAUGCCAUGGACUUCAGUAGCCAGUGUGGGAGGGUUUCUACUCGCGAGAUACCAUUUCCGAAGCCAAAGGAGAUCAUAGGGUUGCUUGAGGCAGAUUUCGCAGAGGACAAAUCGCCGGACAAAGCAUGCUCUCAGAAUGACCUACAAUUCUUGAAACACCUUGAGACCAACAUUGUACAAUGCGAGGAUGGUCAUUUGCAGAUGCCGCUGCCCUUCAAGACCCGGCCAAACCUUCCAAGCAAUAAAAGGUUGGCAACCGUUCGAUUCGAACACCUCCAUCGAAAGCUUAAGAAGGACGAAGCAUAUAGAGACAACUAUACAAGCUUCAUGACAGAUAUCAUUAAUGGUGGCUUUGCAGAACAAGUAGAGACCAAGGCGCCGCCUGGAGAAACAAAUUACAUACCACAUCAUGGUGUGUACCAUCCAAUGAAGAAGAAGAUGAGAAUAGUGUUUGAUUGUUCCGCGAAGUACGGCGGCACCUGCCUUAACGAUCAUCUGCUCAAGGGACCGGACAUGAUAAACUCAUUGGUGGGAGUCCUUUGUCGGUUCAGGAAGCACAAUGUAGCAGUGCUAUGUGAUGUUGAGAAGAUGUUCUUUCAGUUUAGGGUCGCUGAGGAUGACCGAGACCUCCUGCGCUUCCUGUGGUUCCAAGAUAACGACAUCAACAAGGAGCCAGUGGAUUAUCGCAUGAACGUCCAUCUUUUUGGUGCCGCUUCUUCGCCAGGUUGCGCCAAUUAUGGCUUAAAGUAUCUGGCUAGACAUUGCAGCAAUGAAUUUCCAUUGGCAUCUCCUUUUGUCGAGCGCAGCUUCUAUGUGGAUGAUGGGCUGGUGAGUGUAUCCAGUGAAGAGGAAGCCAUUCAGUUGGCCAAUGAAGCCAGACAACUUUGCAGCAAGGGUGGCUUACGUCUCCACAAGUUUGUUUCGAAUUCUAAGGCAGUUCUGGAGAGUCUGCCAAAGUCUGAGCGUGCCAGUGAUGUCACUGACUCAAACUUGGAUUUUGAGGAUCAAGUAGAGCGUGCUCUGGGGAUAGUUUGGAAUGUGGCCACGGAUGCCUUUUGUUUCAGAAUUUCCCUGAAAGAGAAACCAAUGACACGGCGGGGAAUUCUGUCCAUAGUCGCAUCCCUUUAUGACCCUCUCGGAUUUGUGGCUCCGGUCGUUCUCGAUGGCAAGAGAAUCCUUCAAGAAAUGUGUCGUAGCGGGCUUGGGUGGGAUGAUCCAGUAUCCGAGAACCUGCAAUCAAGGUGGGAGCAAUGGUGUAAGGAAAUCCCGCAGCUAGAGGAGCUAAGAAUACCUCGGUGUUAUCAUCCUGCUGAGUUUGGUGAUCCUGUAACAGUGCAGCUACACCAUUUCUCGGAUGCCAGCAAGUCUGGUUAUGGCCAAUGCUCUUAUUUGCGUCUUGUUAACCAGAAAGGAGAAGUUCACCGUUGUCUGAUCUUCGGCAAAUCAAGGGUUGCGCCAACCAAGGUGGUUACAAUUCCCAGGUUAGAGUUGACAGCGGCAGUUGUGUCAGCUAAGGUGCACUCUAUGUUGAAAGAAGAGCUAGAGUAUCAUGAUGCCGAAGAUUUCUUCUGGACAGAUUCCCAAGUAGUCCUGGGAUACAUCCACAAUGAUGCGCGGAGGUUCCACACGUUUGUUGCUAAUCGAGUCCAGCUAAUUAGAGAUAGGACUUCUCCCGACCAAUGGCAUUAUGUCUCGACUGAUCAGAACCCUGCUGACCAUGCUUCCAGAGGAUUGAGCGUAAGUCAGCUGGGUAGCACAAAUUGGUUCCAAGGACCAAGCUUCCUCUGGGAGAAAGACUUUGCAGUAGGAAGUAUCUCUCCGACACUCGCCGUUGGGGAUCCGGAAGUGAGAGCAACCAACCUAUCGACAACUACUCAUUCGGAACCGUUGAACCUCCUCUCGCGCCUUACCAGGAUCUCUAGUUGGAAGAUGAUGAUCAAGGUAUUGGCUCGUCUACGGAUGGUAGUGAAGGGAGCAAGACAAGGUUCCUUAGUUCGUGAGAGAAAGGACGCAGAGCUGUUCGUUCUGCGGUUAGUUCAACAGGAAGCUUACCCUGAAGAAAUCAAGGCUCUGACGUCGGACAAGACCGUUAAAACGACAAGUACCAUCCAUGACCUUGACCCAAUAAUCCUUGAUGGGAUCACGCGAGUGAAGGGCAGACUUGGCGAACUAUCGACAGAAGUGGCUCACCCUGUUAUCCUGCCCAAGCGUAGCCCUAUCACUCGGGCGAUUAUCCGCCACUUCCAUGAGGACAUCAAACAUCAGGGUCGAGGAAUGACGCAGAAUCACCUGAGAGCCAAUGGAUUCUGGAUUGUAAACGGAUCUAAAGUCGUUGCAGAGGUAUUGCGAAAGUGUGUGUCAUGCAGACGUCUUCGUAGGCCUCAAGAAGAGCAGAAAAUGGCAAACUUGCCAAGAGAUCGAGUAGAACCUUCGGCUCCUUUCACGAAUGUGGGUAUGGAUUGUUUCGGUCCUUUCUUUGUAAGGAGAGGUCGUUCUGAUAUUAAGCGAUAUGGGCUUAUAUUCACAUGUCUCUGUUCAAGAGGUAUCCACAUUGAGAUGCUCGACGACAUGACUACCGACGCAUUCAUCAAUGCUCUCCGCUGUUUCAUAGCAAUUAGGGGAGCUGUCAGACAGAUUAGGUGCGACCAAGGCAGUAACUUCGUAGGAGCAAGAAACGAGCUCCAAUCUGCAUUGAGAGAGAUGACUUCAGACCAAGUGAAUACGUACCUUGCAGACCAGCAAUGUGAAUUUGUCUUCAACGCCCCUCACUCAAGUCACGCAGGUGGCGUGUGGGAAAGACAGAUUCGAACCGUCAGAAGUGUCUUAAGGGCUACCAUAGACCUGUGUCCAGGAAGACUCACAGACUCCGCUCUUCGUACCUUGUUUUACGAAGCCAUGGCAAUCGUCAAUAGCCGACCGUUAACAGUGACCAAUAUGAAUGACCCAAGUGCGGAUGCACCUCUCACGCCAAACCACCUCCUUACUCUGAAGAGGACGGUUCCGUUGCCCCCUCCUGGGCAAUUUGUGAAGGAGGAUGUGUACACGCGUAAAGCCUGGAGAAGGGUUCAGUUCUUACUGGAACAGUUCUGGUCAAGAUGGCGGAAAGAGUACUUGUUGGGACUUCAAAGACGACAGAAAUGGACGAUGCCCAGACGGAAUUUACAAGUGGGAGACAUUGUAUUGCUCACUGACGAUGAAGCUCCGCGUAUGAAAUGGCCAAUUGCGAUGGUCGCAGAAGCCACUCCUGAUGAAGAUGGUCUGGUCAGACGGGUACAGGUGCGCGUUGGAACGAAAGACCUUGACAACAAAGGUCGUCCAAACAAGAAGCUUGCCGAAUACUGGAGGCCGGUUCAGAAGCUCGUACUGCUUCUGGAAAAGGUACCUCCAUAG
Lytechinus pictus (painted urchin) is the source of this 5727-nucleotide messenger RNA. RefSeq lists its product as uncharacterized. Bases 1 to 5727 code for a protein of 1908 amino acids. Gene Ontology annotation, biological process: DNA integration. NCBI's taxonomy places the organism in Eukaryota, Metazoa, Echinodermata, Echinoidea, Temnopleuroida, Toxopneustidae. The record is from RefSeq and is a predicted model, not a curated record. The transcript has a single exon. Gene Ontology annotation, molecular function: zinc ion binding; nucleic acid binding.